This is a messenger RNA of Chlorocebus sabaeus (green monkey), 4355 nucleotides long. The record is from RefSeq and is a predicted model, not a curated record. NCBI's taxonomy places the organism in Eukaryota, Metazoa, Chordata, Mammalia, Primates, Cercopithecidae.
UCGCACCACUGCACUCCAGCCUGGGUGACAGAGCGAGACUCCAUCUCAAAACAAAACAAACAAAAACAAGAAACAAAACAAAACAAAAAACAGGGUCAAGUGAGAUAAGAAGCCCACUGGGUUUGGCUACUGGGAAACUGCUGGUGGCCUUUGCCAAAGCUAUUCAGAUUGGGGGGCAGAUGGCUACCAUGUUGCAGGUGGCUGGAAGAGAAGAAAGAGGUGGAGACACUGAGCUCACUGAAGGUAGGGACUUGGCCUCUUUUCUAGUGCUGAGUGAAGUCACCCAACAUAUGUCCUCUAAAUGAAUGAGUGAAUCAAUUUGGAUUGAAAGGGGUAUAUGCAAUGGUAGGAGAAACAGGAUUGACAGAGUGUUUUGUUUUAUGAUGUUUAUAGCCUGUAAGGGGGGAAAAAAGAAGCCAGUAAAGAAGAAGGUGUCAAUUCUGGCUGGGACCUGAAUAUAGAUGCUUUGGGCAUGAGAAAGGAGGGACAUCCCUUUCCCAGGCAAGCAAAGUUGAUGAGGAUUGGAGUGUCCACAGAUAAUGGCAGUGAAAUUAUCUGCUGAGAGAACCAGUGGUUGCAGGAGUUUCCAGGAAGUGCUUAAAGUCAUUCAUUCACUCUUUUGUUCAUUUAACAAAUUUUGAAUAUUUGCUGUGCUGCGGAAAACAGGAGGAGGAGCUGAUCAGAGACUUGUAGGAGGAUGACCAAGUGCCACUGAAGGCUUGCUGAAGAUGCCAAGCAAUCAGUUUCCCUUCCUUAAGCAGACCUGAAGUCCAGUGCCUCAAGGGACAAAGUUAGCUGUGGGAAGGAAAGGCAAAGGGGCAGACUCUGUCUUGUGGCUGCUGAUGGGGAGCUGCCACCCCAGUUGGAGGUCUGCUCAGGGUCAUCCUCUGUCCAGGCUCCACACACCCUGGGACAGUUUCUGGAGCUGUCCCUCCUUGCCUAGACCCUGGCUGGCUCCUAUUCAUCACUCUAACUCUAGUGAUGCCCCUUCCAAGAAGUCUUCCGUAGUCCCCUGUCCUCCUUUCCAGUCCUGGUAGGUGGCCCUUGUCCUGUGCUACCAUUUCCCUGUCAGCAUCUGUAUCACACUAUUGUCAUGAACCUCCUGUGUCCCUCUCCCCUCCCCCUCACCCCUCCAACCCCGCAACCCCUCAAGAGCAGGGACUGUUGUUUUAUCUCUGCAUCUCCAGGAUGCAGUGGCGCCUGACAUGUGGAACUUCUCGGGGUAUGUUUGGUGAAUAAAUGGCACAGGGAGGGGGCUGCUGCCACCACUGCCACUCUGUGCUCUCUCAGAUGUAAACAGGUUACCCAGCUGGGAGAGAGGACAUCUGCUGGCUGGUGUGGCGUCCAGCACGGAUGUGUCUACCUUCUCUGAAGAUGCCAGAGGGGACCCCUUUCUCAAGGCCACAAUCACCCCAUUCAUUUGUAUAGAACUUUAUGGCACGUAAGUAUCUUUGACAUAUGUGAAUUGAGUAUGCCCAACAACCCUGCAAAAUAGGUAUGACCACCAUCCCAUUUUGUGGAUAAGGAAACUAAAGGCUCAGAGAAGUAAAGGAAUUUGCCCUAGACCACCCAGCUAGUAAGUGACAGACCCACGACUCGGGCUCAGGCCUGACUACAAGUUCAGGGCAAUUUGCCACUAUGCUGCCCUUUGGCCCAGCUCAGCAGUGCUGAGGAAGGCUGAGGUGGUGGUGAAGUUUCAGGGUCCUGCCACACACUCAUGCCUUCCUCAUCUUCCUGGGGGAUAAAGGGUACAAAAGGGGAGGAGAAAGACACAGAUCACCCAUGGGUCAGCGGUGUAGUGAGGACCCAGGACUUCACAGCCUUGUGUGGGAAAGGGAAGGAGGGAGAAAUGUGAGUAAGCCUCAGUCCAAGCUGCUGCACUGUGAGGCCACUUGGACUCACACCACAGCCUGGGCUCAUUGCUGGCUGGUGACCAGUAUGAGGUCUCACCCUAGUUCCUCUCCUCGUGGGCGCUGGCAAAGGCACAGUCCUCAUGGCCUGUUUGAGGGUAAGCCAGCCACAGCACCCCAGGCCAGUGCCGGCUCCCUCCCUCCCCCAGGGGUGCAGGGGAAUCCGAGGUAAGGUCUCUUGUCCUCUGCCUGGUGAGUGAGAUUCUGGGCUGUGAGAGGCGCAGAGUUGCCUCAUGGGCUUACCUUUGAGAGGGGACAGCCAGUGGUAGAUCAGGGCCUUAGGCAGGGUCAGAGGUGAGGCAGUGGUGGUAGACUGGGGAAAUUCUCCUGUCUUCAGGACUGGCAUUGAGCUGAGCAACAGAGGUGGGGGCCUUUCUCCAGGGCUUUCCCCUAACCCCAAAUUCUUACCCCAGCAGCUUCUUCCUGUGCCCUGGGAAAGGGGCUGUGGUCUCUGUGCUGCCUAAAAGGGUGCCUAGGCUGGGGGUGGGUCGUUCAAAAGCCUGGCACUCUAGGCAGUGGGGAGAGUGUGGGAAGGUGCUGCGUAAAGAACAGGGAAAGGAUCAAGAAGCGGGCAUGGGAAGGGAGGGGAGUGAGAAACGUGUCAGGCGGGAGGAGAAAAGGGGCUUGAAGAAGGGAGGAGGGGGAAGUGGGGAGGGAAGGACGAGACAGAAGCUAAGGAGCAUGAUGCGGGCCUUAGCUCCUGGCCAGGCUGUGAGAGAUCAGAGUGGGCCAGGGCAGGUGUAGGAACUGAGGAUGCUGCAGCUCUGCUGCUCCUGGGGCUCCGGGGUGCCAUGGCAGGAGGGCCUUCUCCUACCAGGUACCUUGUGGAGCAGGGCUACCACUCAUUGUGGGUAGCUGGGUGAAGGGCAGGCAGGAGCCAGUGGAAGCCUCCCACUGGAGGGAGAGGACAGAAGUAACAGGGAAUCACAGGACUGCAGGGGGCUUGGUGAGGGUCUCCUGUGUAUCAGACAUGGAACCAGACAUUUUGCCGGGACCUGGGGUUACUCUGGGGCCAAGUUACUACUACUGAAGCAGAAACACUUCUUGGGGUGGGGACAGCUGGUGGUGGCAGGUGAAUUUGGUGAGGUUUUAGCUUGAGCUGUGGGAAGACCCAGAGGUCUGCGGCUGCUGCUGAUGACCCAGACCCCUGCCCCCUCAGGUGACUGCAAGGAACCUGACAAGUGCUGCUGGAAACACAAGCAGUGCACUGGGCACAUCAUCUACCCCUUCGCCUCUGACUGUGUCUGCCACAGCCUGCACCUACGCUCUGUCAACCACUGCAACUGUAAUUCUAGGCUGAAGGACUGCUCAGAGGACAGCAGCAGCUCCCGGGGUACGGGCCCAACCUGCUCCCAUGUCAUCGAGUCCCCUUGCUUUGAGCUCACACCAGAGGAGCAGCAUGUGGAGCGAUUCUGGUAUGGCUGGUGCAAAAGCUACAGACCUGUCUCUGUGGCGGUGAUCCACCAUCCCCUCCACCAUGAGUGUGGGGCAGAUGAUCUAAAUGAAGAAGAGGAAGAGGAGGAGCAGGAAAGCAAGCCCCCCAUCCCAACGCAGGUGGGGCCUGCCACCGCCUCCCCUGACCUAGGCACCACCAUGGCCACUGGUACCCCUGACUCCGCAGCGCCCAUCACCAUCUGGCGCUCUGAGAGCCCCACAGGGAAGGGUCAGGGCAGCAGGGUGAUCAAGAAGGUAAAGAAGAAAAAGGAAAAAGAGAAAGACAAGGAGGAGGAGAUGGAUGAGAAGGCAAAGCUGAAAAAAAAAGCCAAGAAAGGCCAGUUGACUAAGAAGAAAAGCCCGGUUAAAUUGGAGCCUUCCCCGCCAGACGUGAGGCGAUCAUUAAGCCCAAGACAGCUGGCCAGGAUGUCCGAGUCCAGCCCAGAAAGCAGGGAAGAGCUGGAGAGCGAGGACAGUUACAAUGGCCGGGGGCAGGAGGAACUGUCCAGCGAGGAUAUUCUGGAAUCAUCAUCGCCCAGGAAGAGAGAGAACACAGUUCAGGCCAAAAAGACAGGGGCAAAGCCCUCACAAGCCAGGAAGGUAAACAAAAGAAAAUCUCCCCCAGGAUCAAACCCCAACCUCAGUUGAGGCCAGGGUGGUCAGGGUGCAGAAUAAAUGCCAUCGAGCCUGUGGCUGGCCCUCUGCUGCUGUUCUCUCCCUCCAACCUGGCUGUUUCUUACGGGGCAAGGGGUGGGCUCAGGGCUGCGGGGGUUUCUCAAAGGCAAUCCAGCUUUCACAAAGGAAGUCCAUGGGAAGGCAGGUGGGAGGGAAAGGAAGGGGCACAGCCAUAUUUCCUCUUACCUGCUAGGACAAGGUGGAAGAGUAUAUCUGGGUGGGAAGGAGGACUUCCCCUCUCUCCUGGGAGAGACUCUCGGUCUGUGUGAAACCCACUUCUGGGAGAGGCAGUACUGUCUGCAGUGAUACCCCCAAUAAAUGGAACUUUUUAACCCA